Messenger RNA from Procambarus clarkii (red swamp crayfish), 774 nucleotides. Lineage: Eukaryota; Metazoa; Arthropoda; Malacostraca; Decapoda; Cambaridae. The record is from RefSeq and is a predicted model, not a curated record.
UCUAAAACAACAACAAGAAGUCAAGAAGGAUGUGUAAUGGAGGAUGAGCAGGAAGAGGGCGGAGCCAGGACGAGCCUCCUAAGUGGGUAUAUAAGGACGAGCAACUCGACACGCCUGCACAGUCAACAACACGCAGUGCUCGACACCCAAACCUCUUUCAACAUGAAAUUUUUGUCAUUGAUGUUGGUGAUGGUGGUGGCCCUGGCCGCCCUGAUGGGGUCAGCCCGAGCCAUGCCUGACCCCUACGCAUUGGCUGACCCUGAUCCCGCUGCUGACCCCCAGUUUGGAUUUGGUCGUGGUGGAUUUGGUCGUGGUGGAUUUGGUCGUGGCGGGUUUGGUCGUGGCGGGUUUGGUCGUGGCGGGUUUGGUCGUGGAUUUGGUCGUAGAUUUGGAGGUGGAUUUGGUCGUGGCGGGUUCUUUGGCUAGUCUUCCGCUGAAUUCUCUACGACCCUCGACCUCCUCUCACGCCAUGGAUCCUGACAGGAAAACUUAUGAACCCAAGAGUGUAGCGUCAAAAUUCAACAGACGUAGACCGCGUCUAUUGCCAAGAAAGAUUACAUUUUUCAAUUCUUCAGCCUGGAGGGAUCGCACUGGAGGAAUCCUGGACCAAGUGUGCUCGUGGAAUCCAACGCCAUCAUCCUCAGCCUCCACCAACGAAGAGGAAGGUUGAUCCUGAAGUCAAACUUAUGUUGUUGGGAAUGUCCUUGUGAGUGUUUCAAAAAUGAACAAUCGUUAAAAGAAUGUUUAAAACAAUAAAUGUAUUUUCUUAUAAUA